Molecule: messenger RNA, 962 nt
Organism: Tuber aestivum (summer truffle)
Lineage: Eukaryota; Fungi; Ascomycota; Pezizomycetes; Pezizales; Tuberaceae
Source: the annotation of a GenBank genome assembly
GGAUGAUAGACCUCCUCCGUUGGUUAUGGAAAGCAGCAGUAGGGCCUGUUUUUGACCACCUCGAAGGCAGCGGCGCCACCAUCAGCGAUGGUGCUCAUGAAAACAAUUUGAAGCGGAUUUGGUGGAUUGGGGUUGGUCGAUUAAGUAUGGCACCUUUCCAUGCGGCCGGGGACCAUUCCCCAGGGUCGACCCAUAACACUAUAAGUCGAGCCAUCUCAACAUAUAUCCCAACAAUCAAAGCCCUUUCCUAUGCACGCCAAAAACAACUUCAGCUUUUUGAGGAAUAUGAUGCUUCGUUUUCAGCCGAGAGAUCUAAGAAGGCUAAAAUUCUCAAACAACGGAAUCCCCGCCUACUUCUUGUUCCCAUGCCGCAAACACCAGGCGCCCCGGAGCUACCCGGAGUCAGUGAAGAAGUUCUAUACAUACUUGAUUCCUCUACCCAAAGUUUAAUCGAACCCACCCUGUUGAGCGGUCCAACCCCGGCCGAAGUCCUCAAGAAAAUUAACCUCUACGAAAUUGUCCACUUCGCCUGCCAUGGAGUGUCUUGUCUCAACCCCUCAAACAGCCAUCUGGUUCUGUUGAGCCAGGAUGGCAUCAGUGCUGAUAGGCUCAUGGCUCGAGAUAUAUCUAAUUUGAUUACACAAAAUGCACAGAUUGCGUACCUUUCCGCCUGCUCCUCAGCUAGAAAUCCCUACGCCCAGUUAGCGGACGAAGUCAUACACCUAGCCAGUGCAUUCCAGCUAGCGGGGUUCAGCCACACAUUCGCAAACAUGUGGGAAACAGGCGACCAGGCCUCAAGUGAAGUUGCGAGAGACUUCUACAACCUGCUUUUACAAGAUAGAGGAAACGGCGAAGACGACCACCAGCGCGUCUCAACCGCGUUCUACAACGCUGUGAAGAAAGUUCGAGAUUCUAAGUGGCGCGACCCUUUGCUAUGGGCCCCCUUUAUACAUACAGGUGCU